Lasiodiplodia theobromae is the source of this 1497-nucleotide messenger RNA. Its product is annotated as Cytochrome p450 monooxygenase. Gene Ontology annotation, molecular function: monooxygenase activity; heme binding; iron ion binding. NCBI's taxonomy places the organism in Eukaryota, Fungi, Ascomycota, Dothideomycetes, Botryosphaeriales, Botryosphaeriaceae. Bases 1 to 1497 code for a protein of 498 amino acids. The record is from RefSeq and is a predicted model, not a curated record. The transcript has 11 exons.
AUGCUGUCAAUUCUUUCUCUUCUUCUGAUUCCUGUGGCGAUCGCUCUGCGUCGUCUUUGGAUCAAAUGGCAGGAGGAUCGAGCAUAUGCGUCACUGAACGUGCCAGUCAUCAAAGGCUCAGAGACAACUGACUACAAGGCUCUCAUACGUAGCCAAUAUGUGAAUGACCCGGAACAAGUUUUCAUUCUCCAAACCCCGUUCAGACGUGUCAUUGUGCUCCCAGAUAGGCUGGUCAACGAAUAUACCUGGCUUCCUGAGGCGAGUGUCACUUCCGCUGGCGACCUCUGUGAACGAUUCCUGGGAGACUACACAUGCGUUGGAUCAAUGUAUCCCGACACACCUGGGGACCGCUCCCACACCGCCAUCGGAUACGCCAAGCAGCAGCUUACAAAGAAUGCUAGCUUCAUCAUGCCUACUGCCCACGAUGAGAUUGAGGCGUCCAUAGCUGAGAUCUUUGGCGAAUGUAGUGACUGGACAGGGUUUCCGCUGCACCAAGCAAUGUGCAAGAUCAUGCUGAGGGUUUACCAGACUGUUUUUGUGGGAGGAGAGCUGGCUCGCAACGAAACAUGGAUGAAAUACUGCACCGAGCAUUCUGCUGCGGCGAUGCGAGCGGCCGUUGCCUUGUCGAAGUGGGAUCCCAUCCUCCGACCAGUGGCUGCGUUGUUCAUACCGGAGAUGCGAGACCUGCGCCGCAGAUUCAACAUCCUGCGGGACUUUGUUGCGCCGAUUCACAAGGCUCGUUUCACGGAGAUGCAGAAGCCCGGUUUCAAGAACCCACACGACUUGGUGCAACACUUCAUCGAGAAUGCUGGCAAAGACAAGCACAACACGUCGAAGCUCAUUGAAGGGUUCGUGAUUCUCAAUUUCGCCGGCGUUGUGAGCACCGGUACAGUGCUCACACAAGCGCUCUUUGACCUCGCGGCGCACCCCGAGUAUAUCGAGCCGCUGCGAGAGGAAAGCCGCUCGCUCGUCGCCAGUGAGGGCACAAUCAGGCUCCGUCCAGCCAGCCUGGCGAAGCUGCAGAACAUGGACAGCUUUUUCAAGGAGUCGCAGCGUUUCAACCACGCGAACCUGCUAUCCGUUUACCGCAAGAUCAUCAAGCCGCUCCCUCUCACAAACGGCAUGACGCUGCCGGCUAAUUCGUACGUGGCGGUGUCAAAUGCGUACGCGGUUAUCUCAGGAGAGAAGAAGCAGCCGCACGAGUUCAACGGGUUUCAGUGGGCCGAAAAGCGCGCUAUUGCCGGCAAUGAGAGCAAGUAUACAUAUGUCUCUGUUGGACCCGAGUCUGUGGAAUUUGGUGCGGGCCGAAAUGCCUGCCCUGGCCGUUUCUUUGCGACGAACGUUCUCAAAGCGACGCUGUCGAGGCUGCUUCUGGAAUACGACUUCAAGCUUCCUGACGGGAAGGAUAGGCCGGUCAACAAUUUCAACCACCUGUUCUCCCUGAUCUAUGACACGACGGCAACUUUGGAAUUUAGGAAGAAGGGGAAGCAAGGUUAA